AUGCGCUUACUCCACACUAGAGACCUCCGAGUACAGGAUUUUGCCCCAAGCGAAGCCCCUAGGUCAUAUGCUAUCCUUUCUCACACAUGGGAGGAGGAAGAAGUCACCCUCCAACAUAUGGAAAAGGGGGAUGCAUCAACAAUGAAAGGCUAUCAGAAACUCAGGAGUAGCUGUCAAAGAGCAAUGAAAGAUGGGUACGAUUGGAUCUGGAUCGACACCUGCUGCAUUGACAAAACAAGUUCGGCGGAGUUAGGCGAAGCCAUUAACUCAAUGUUCACAUACUACGGACAUUCUGCUGUUUGCUAUGCAUAUUUAGCCGACAUUGAGAACCCCGAAGGCUUCGGCAAAAGCAGAUGGUUUACACGCGGCUGGACGCUACAGGAACUUCUUGCGCCGCGGCAUCUCAUCUUUUUCGAUAAAUCUUGGAGGGAGCUUGGAACAAAGCAAUUCUUCUCUAAACGAAUAUCUUCUGGCACUGGAAUUCCAGAGGAGGCAAUUCUUGGUACAUCUGUCCGGACUUACAAUGCAGCUCAGCGAAUGUCAUGGGCUUCCCGAAGACAAACCACGAGAGCAGAAGACAUCGCAUACUGUCUUCUCGGUCUCUUCGAUAUCCAUAUGUUCCCUAUCUACGGUGAAGGUACGGAACGAGCGUACAUUCGCCUACAAGAAGAGAUCCUUCGUCAGAGUGAAGAUCAUACAUUAUUUCUCUGGACCCCAAAACAUGAUCCUUACAAUCAAGGCUUACUAGCCAGCUCGCCUGAAGCAUUCUGUACCCACCCCGAGUGUUUUACCUGGAUGCCUCAAGAGCUGUGUGAGAGCCAACCUACCUUCGAUCCAUACAUGUACUUAAUAAGACAACCUAGCAACGUCUCAAAAUAUCUGUUCAAGCUCGAUACAAAGACUUAUCGAACUGGGCUUAUCCCAACCGAACACCAGGAAUUCCGGACUCCAGCGUCGCCGUCUCUUGGGCCGACAGGCUUACAGAUUUCCCUUCUCUCUAAUAUUAGGGAUGAAAGCGAAGACUCACGAGUUAUGGGGACUGAGUUGAAGAUCAUUAUGUUCGACGUCCUACUCCAUGGGCCGGAUUUUCGAGCCCCUAUUCAUCUUUAUUUACGGCGGGAAAGAGCGCCUGAACAUCAGGACGGCUUCGUGCCUCAUCGACUAGGCGUAUGGAGGCGCCCAACCUACUCCGAACUACAAACCUCGUAUUUCACUAAAGCUCCUCCGUUUUCAUUUCAACGAGUGCCGGUCGCAGUCUCCCAAGUUGAAGCCAUCGUGCCCUAUUCCGGACAUGACCUUAAUUUUGUUGUUAGUGGGAACCAGAGCGAGGAACUCAUUGAUUGUGUACUACUUGUGGAUUCGGACGGUUCUUUGAAGAAUAUCUCCAAUCCACGGGAGCCUUUCAAAUGUCGUGCAGGUGUUGUUGUUUUGCAGCACUCUUGCGUUCAAUGCGACAUGCAAAUCAAGGCUGUACUGUACUUUGGAGGCCAUGGCACAGUCUACCAGCCAUGGUGCUAUUUGACCCAUUUGACCCCUCCGGGAAAAUAUGAACCUUCAAGAGAGGACUUAUUUGAGCGACAUGACCUGGUAAGUCGUGAAAGUGCUAGAUUUGGUCCUCGAUCGAGUUGGCAUAUGUCAUGCAAUGUUGAAAUGAAGGUUCAAAUCGAUUUGAAGUCAGACCAGGAUUUUUACUUCAUUAUGGUAAGCUCAGCAAAGAAGGAAGUCUACCAUGUACAAUAA
Molecule: messenger RNA, 1740 nt
Organism: Exophiala spinifera
Lineage: Eukaryota; Fungi; Ascomycota; Eurotiomycetes; Chaetothyriales; Herpotrichiellaceae
Exons: 1
Coding region: 1-1740 (579 amino acids)
Source: RefSeq, a predicted model, not a curated record